Molecule: messenger RNA, 3058 nt
Organism: Notodromas monacha
Lineage: Eukaryota; Metazoa; Arthropoda; Ostracoda; Podocopida; Cyprididae
Source: the annotation of a GenBank genome assembly
AUUGCUACGGCGGUAGUGCGUACUCGGGCGAAAUUCGGGGAGUAUUCUCAGCUUUUUGGCGUCGUGUUUCUCUUGCAAAGUGCAAUUGGAAGGAUCCCUGACAACGAAUAUUGGUUUUUAUUGUAAAAUAAAAGUAAAUUGUCGGGUUAAGACGGCCGUGUUUAUCGGAGGAAUUUCGGAAGUCCAAUGAUGUGUCGAGGAAGCCGUGCAAUACAUAUACGCGCAUCCUCGUCUUGCAAGCUCGACCAAAAAGAAGCGACAAGUGAACUACGGGAUUUCCCUUUGAUAUCGUGUGAACAUGUUUUUGUGACCCCCUUUUGUUUAAUCGUACGAAGAGUUGUGUAUCUUUAAUGUUAACAAGUGCUCUACUUACAGUGCGUAAAAGAUGGAGCGGCCGCCAGCCGAUUUCAUCGACAUACGUUCAUCGUCAUUUUUCGAUUCUUUGGCGGAUCUCGAUUCGACGUCCAUUGAAGACUUCUGCAUCGAUUCGAACCUAAUGACGUCGACUGUAGAGUCUCGUGUUCCGGAGGUUAAACCCCUCAACAGUGCUGGUCAUUCGCAUGCUUCGUCGGAAACAUCACAAGCAGGAGCAACGCAACCUUCUGUCAGAGCAGCUGGCCCGUUUAUGGUUUCCUUGGAAUCGAAGCAGUCCAGUUUCUCGUCGGCAGUGUCACCACGAAGAAAAGCAGUCGUCGUUGGUCCCACUCACGCAAAUGCGAAGAUGAUCAGGAUUAGUUCUGAUGCCCUUACAAGAACUACUCCGGUAUCUGGAAGUAUGGUUACGCUGAAUAAUGCUAAGUUCAUUGCCGUCCCACUUGCAUCCUCUUCAGCUAAUCCCGGUAAUGUUUCCACGGAUGCUGGCACAAGGCCACAGUUGGUGAAAAGAUUCAUCCCAUCUGUGACAAACUUGGGAAACGGGAAAAUCUUGAAGUUCAUCGUUGCUCCCAGGCCGAAACCGCAGAGUCAAGCACCGUCACCUGUUGUCGUCCCCGUUCCAGCUAAUGUCGUGCAAGGACCUAGGCUCAUUCGUCCGACAUCCGUCAUACCCAUCAGUUUUGCAUCUGACUCAACUUCUGGAUCGAUACAGUCAAAGACGUCAAGCGGUUGCCAGAUCCUUCAAGUGAAGAAACCACUGUUGGUUACCACUGGUCUUCCAACAUCGUCCGUUGCUUCGAGAAUUGAAGUUCCGGGUGGAGUGAGGAUGGCUGCCCAGAAGUCGAACGUGAAUCAUUACAUCGAAAUCAAUGGAAAACUGACACCGAUUCAGAUUUCAGUCCCGUCAUCCUCGAUUUCAACUGUUCCAAUAAGAAAACCGCCCGCUUCUCCUCAGCGACAAUUGAAACUAUCUCCAACUUCAAUACCAACGUCGAAGCUCACGGCUUCCGAAACUGCUCUUCUCGACCACAAUUUCACGUUCAAAACCCUGGUGAAAAAGCACUUGAAACCCCGCUCACCCUCGAGGCAGGAUGAAAAGAAUGAAAUAGAUGUUGUUGACGAGCUAGAAAACGGAGAAAUUGGAAUUUUGGAUCAAAAGAACGAUUUGAAGAGAAAGAAAAUGGAUUUGUUGAGACGAGAAACAGACGAGAAGCCGGAAAUCGUGGCGGAACUUAAUGACAAACGCGACGCCAAAAAGUCGAAGCUCGUCCGGAAAGUGGCCGAACGUAAACGGAAAACGUGCAACUGCGCCAAGUCAAUGUGUUUGAAGUUGUACUGCGACUGCUUUGCAUCUGGGGAAUUUUGCGAUGGUUGCAAUUGCGUGAAUUGCUUCAACAACCUGGAUCACGAAGAAGAACGUCAGCGGGUUGUUGCGCUUAUGUUGGAGCGGAACCCGAGUGCGUUUCGUCCGAAAAUCGGUGCCGUUGACGAUGGGAAAAGGCACAAUCGAGGCUGCAACUGCAAGAGGACCUAUUGCAUUAAGAACUACUGUGAAUGCUUUGAGCAUGUAAUCCUCAAUAUCCGGCUAAUGACUGGAAUCCUCGCUCGUAAAAUCAAGUAUUGUAUGACUAUCAUCUUUUCGAAAUUUAAGGCCAAAAUAUUGUGUACUCAUCUCUGCCGCUGCAACGGAUGCAAGAACCAAGGCGACGAAACGUCACGUCAGGUGCUGGUGAAACUCUGCGACGCUGCCGACCACGAGGCGAAGAAACGACUGCAGAACCGUCCAGUCAACCGUUUCUCUCGUCCGGAAACCAGCGAACCCGCAUUCCCGCACACUUUAACCCCGGACACGUUCAGUUUCCACGCGUCACCGGAUCUGGACGGAGUGUGGGACUAUUUUCGCGGCGAAGUGAUUGAAGCCACGUGCAUGUGUCUGUUGGGCAAGGCCCGAGAGUGUGUGGAGCAAGGCAUGCAGGGUGGCAAGUUGGAGGAGGCUGUGAUCAACGAGUGCAAGCUGUGCAUUGAUCAGAUUAUCCAGCAUGCACAGGGAGAGCAAGUGCACUUUCAGAAGAUGCAGCAGGCUGCGGAGAGAGCUGCUGAUAAGUUGAAACAGAGUGUACAAAUGUAUUCUGGUGAACGACGAGGAAAGGGCUUGAACCUCAGUAAAUUGAGCACCCCUAAUGCAUUGCUGAAAAGUUACGACGAGGAAGAAAGUUCGUGGGUGUUGCUUUCUAUGCCGAGUCACGUGACGGAGCUGAUUUCUGAAUCUUGCUCGUGUUUUCUGCAAACUGUGACGAUGGAGAGACACGUUCACUGUGAGAACUGUUACGUGACACCCGAGUUUGGGGUUUUGAAUCCGCGAAAGUUUAAUCGAUGGACAACCGGCGACGGUGAUGGGUCAAAGCAUGUGGCCUUGUGUGCGUGGGAAGAACGAUGCAAGUUCAUUCACUGCGAGAAUCUGUGCGGAUCCGUUUUCCAUGGAUGCAAACUCGAUGAGCACAAGAAAUUGUGCUCCAUGGAACUUGUGCCUUGCGUCAAUGCCGGUGUAGUUUUGCUCUCCACUCAAAAAAACACCUUCACAGCCGCCAAAAUGGCGGCCAAUGUGGCGGCUGUGAAGGCGGCUGUUGAUGAAAAUGGCGGAAUUGCAUUGAAUGACCUGGAGGCAACCCUUAGAAAGAAUGCC